Argiope bruennichi is the source of this 1802-nucleotide messenger RNA. It is a transcript of the gene Pgd, whose product is annotated as 6-phosphogluconate dehydrogenase, decarboxylating-like. Gene Ontology annotation, molecular function: NADP binding; phosphogluconate dehydrogenase (decarboxylating) activity. The record is from RefSeq and is a predicted model, not a curated record. The transcript is spliced from 12 exons. Gene Ontology annotation, biological process: pentose-phosphate shunt, oxidative branch; pentose-phosphate shunt. NCBI's taxonomy places the organism in Eukaryota, Metazoa, Arthropoda, Arachnida, Araneae, Araneidae. The coding region runs from base 174 to 1658 and encodes 494 amino acids. Gene Ontology annotation, cellular component: cytosol.
UUAUACACACGACUGCAGCUGAAAGUUCAAGUUAUCGGUAAAGGCUUUGCGCAAUUGAACUUUUCGGUCGGUUGAGGUUCACUGCUUGUCAGGUCGGCAGAUCGAUUUUUGUCUCCCGUUGCCGUCUUGCUUUUGUAUGUUUGUUGUGUCUGUUGGAAUACGAAUAUUUAAGAAUGGGGAAUGCCUGUCAGCGAACAAGAAAAUGGCAACCAGAGCCCGUAGCCGACAUUGCACUGAUUGGUCUUGCUGUGAUGGGCCAGAAUCUUAUUCUGAACAUGAAUGAUCAUGGAUUUGUCGUCUGUGCCUUCAAUCGAACGGUUGACAAAGUAGAAAAGUUUCUCGCCAAUGAAGCCAAGGGUACCAAGGUGAUUGGCGCCAAAUCAAUCGAAGAAAUGGUGGCAAAACUCAAGAAACCCAGAAGAAUCAUGCUUUUGGUGAAAGCCGGUGAUGCUGUUGAUGGUUUCAUUAAACAACUUGUUCCUCUGUUGGAACCUGGUGAUAUCAUCAUUGAUGGUGGCAAUUCCGAGUAUACAGAUUCGACUAGAAGGUGUAAGACUUUGAAAGAAAAAGGCAUAUUAUUUGUGGGUUCUGGUGUCAGUGGAGGAGAAGAGGGUGCUAGAUAUGGUCCUUCACUGAUGCCUGGUGGAGCAAUUGAAGCAUGGCCCCAUAUAAAGAAUAUCUUCCAAAGCAUAUCAGCCAAAGUAGAUGGGGAACCGUGUUGUGAUUGGGUUGGAGAUGAAGGUUCUGGACAUUUUGUGAAAAUGGUUCAUAAUGGAAUUGAAUAUGGUGAUAUGCAACUUAUUUGUGAAGCAUAUCAUCUACUGAAAGAUGCUCUAGGUCUUGAUCAUGAUGAAAUGAGUCAGAUAUUUGCUGACUGGAAUAAAGGCGAACUCGAUUCAUUCCUCAUAGAAAUCACUAGCAAUAUUCUGAAAUACAAAACCGAUGGUGAGCCUUUGGUCACUAAGAUAAGAGAUUCUGCUGGUCAGAAAGGAACUGGUAAAUGGACAGCUAUAUCUGCUUUGGAGUAUGGAAUGCCAGUAACAUUAAUUGGUGAAGCUGUAUUUGCAAGAUGUUUAUCCUCCUUGAAAGAUGAACGUGUAAAAGCCAGUAAAUAUUUAAAGGGUCCAUCUGGACAACAGUACAAAGGAAAUAAGAAAGAAUUUAUUGAACAUGUUCGCAAAGCUUUGUAUGCUUCUAAAAUUGUAUCAUAUGCCCAAGGUUUUAUGCUUCUUAGAGAAGCUGCUAAGGUGUUCAAUUGGAAACUUAAUUAUGGUGCUAUAGCUUUGAUGUGGCGAGGUGGAUGCAUUAUCAGAAGUGUAUUCCUUGGAAACAUAAAAGCAGCUUAUGAUAAGAAUCCAGAGCUCUCAAAUCUUUUGAUGGACCAAUUUUUCUGUGAUGCCAUUGACAAUUGCCAAGAAUCAUGGCGUCAUGUAGUGGCAACUGCUGUCACUUUAGGCAUUCCUACUCCAGCAUUUAGCACUGCUUUGGCAUUUUAUGAUGGAUUCCGAUCUGAAACUUUACCUGCGAAUCUUAUUCAGGCUCAGAGAGAUUAUUUUGGAGCUCACACAUAUGAACUUCUCAGUGAACCAGGAAAGUUUGUCCAUACUAACUGGACUGGACAUGGGGGAAAUGUUUCAUCAACUGCAUACAAUGCAUAAUUCUAUUCCAUCCUUGCUUUCAAGAUGUAUAUUUUUAUGCUAACUGUUGCAGAUUAGAUUUAUCAUUUAUAUAUGUUUUAUAUGCUCUGUUUACGCUUUUGCAUAUUUGUUAUUCUAAAUAAAUGUUUUAUAACUGUUCCGGAA